GACUGAGUUGGUUGGUGGUGGUGGUGGUCCUGUGGGUUCGCGCCGGGCGGAGGUCGGGUGGUGGGGCUGCAGGAGGCCGCAGAGGCCUGGGCGGCAGAAGAGGCGGCCUUGAGCCGGCUCAUGCAGGCCAGUCUCGGCGGGGUGGCCGGGCAUGGCGCUCGAGGCCGCGGCUCCGAGACCAGGCCGGGGCCCAGGAGGCGAGCGCCGCUCUGGAGAGGAGCCUGCUUGCUCUGCCUGCCUGAGUGACCCCACGAAGCCUCGGGCGGGAACCGGCCCUCGGGACCGCAGACGCAGAGAUGCAGAUCUUUGUGAAGACCCUCACAGGCAAGACCAUCACCCUUGAGGUCGAGCCCAGUGACACCAUUGAGAAUGUCAAAGCCAAAAUUCAAGACAAGGAGGGUAUCCCACCUGACCAGCAGCGUCUGAUAUUUGCCGGCAAACAGCUAGAGGAUGGCCGCACGCUCUCAGACUACAACAUCCAGAAAGAGUCCACCCUGCACCUGGUGCUGCGCCUGCGAGGUGGCAUUAUUGAGCCUUCCCUCCGCCAGCUUGCCCAGAAAUACAACUGCGACAAGAUGAUCUGCCGCAAGUGCUAUGCUCGCCUGCACCCUCGUGCUGUCAACUGCCGCAAGAAGAAAUGUGGCCACACCAACAACCUGCGCCCCAAGAAGAAGGUCAAAUAAGCCGCUUCCUUCCUGGAAGGGCAGCCUCCUGCCCAAGCCCCAUGGCCCUGGAGCCUCAAUAAAGUGUCCCUUUGGUUGACUGGAGCAGCAA
Molecule: messenger RNA, 774 nt
Organism: Callithrix jacchus (white-tufted-ear marmoset)
Lineage: Eukaryota; Metazoa; Chordata; Mammalia; Primates; Cebidae
Gene: UBA52
Product: ubiquitin A-52 residue ribosomal protein fusion product 1
Biological process (GO): translation
Cellular component (GO): ribosome
Molecular function (GO): structural constituent of ribosome; protein binding
Source: RefSeq, a predicted model, not a curated record